Messenger RNA from Brassicogethes aeneus, 1750 nucleotides. Lineage: Eukaryota; Metazoa; Arthropoda; Insecta; Coleoptera; Nitidulidae. The record is from the annotation of a GenBank genome assembly.
GUUAUUGUUGCAAUUCUUGAAAAAAGCUUUUAAAAUGAUUUUGAGCAGGUCUAAACCAGCUUUAGGCUCUAACAGCGAUUCUGCCAAGGGUAAAAGGGGAGGAAAUUUACCAAACAAAAAUACAUCUCAAUUUGAGGAUUAUUUAAGUAAAAGAGAUUAUGCAGGUGCUAUAACACUUUUGGAGUUUAAAGAAGCACCUGAUCAAAAUGGGUUGUUUUAUCUCUGGAUGGCCUAUUGUGCCUUUCACAAGGGGGAUUAUAAGAAAUCUUUGUCUAUUUAUCAGAAUUUAUACAAGAAUAAUCCAGAUUUGGCAAAUUUGGCGGUUAAUAUAGCCUGUUGUUACUUUUAUUUAGGUAUGUAUGAAGAAUCAAAAGAAACUCUGCAAGAAUCGCCGACAAGUGGGCUGAAAGUAAGGCUGAAUUUUCACCUUUCGCAUAAAUUACGCGACGAAAGUGCCUUGAUGGAGAGCCAUCAGCAAUUACAGGACGUCGCUGAAGAUCAACUUAGCCUGGCAGCCAUCCAUUAUCUGAGAGCGCACUAUCAAGAAGCCAUAGACAUCUACAAGCGCUUGCUGCUGCAGAAUCGGUACGUCACUGGUCGACCUUGUCGUCUAGGCACCUUGACGUCAAGGGAUAAUUUGGCUUUGAAUGUGUAUGUAGCUUUGUGUUACUACAAAUUAGACUACUACGAUGUAUCUCAGGAGGUGUUGGGAUUGUAUUUGAGUCAAUAUUCUGACUCCGUUAUUGCGACCAAUUUGAAGGCGUGUAACUCCUUUAGAUUAUAUAAUGGUCCGACGGCUGAAAAUGAGAUUAGAAGUAUUGUGGAUCAAUGCGCUAACGAAGGGUUUGGUUAUGACUUAAUAAAACACAAUUUGGUGGUGUUUAGGGAUGGUGAGGGCGCAAUGCAGGUUUUCCCAGGAUUAGUGGACGUAGUACCUGAAGCUAGAUUGAACUUGGUAAUCCACUAUUUACGUAAUAAUGACACCAAAGAGGCAUAUGACUUGUUGAAGGAUUUACAACCGUCUGUACCUCAAGAAUAUAUUCUUAAAGGUGUGGUAAAUGCGGCGUUAGGACAAGAUAUCAAUUCACAUGUCCAUAUCAAAACUGCCGAGGAGUGCUUCAAUUUGGUUGGUAGCUCUUCAAGCGAGUGCGAUACAAUUCACGGCAGACAGAGUAUGGCGGCAACUUUUUUUCUCUCGGGGCAAUUUGAAGAAGUUUUGGUUUACUUAACGUCUAUCAAGAGCUACCUCCACGCAGAUGACACUUUUAAUUUCAACUUUGCGCAAGCCAAAACGGCCUGCCAUCAGUACAAAGAGGCAGAAGAAGUAUUUCUCUUGAUCAAAAACCAUAAAAUGAAGCAGGAUUACGUUUACAUCUCGAACUUGGCCCGCUGUUACGUCAUGAACCGCAAAGCGCAGUUGGCCUGGGAGCUGUACAUCAAAAUGGAGAGCAGUCCUGACAGUUUCAAUCUCCUGCUUCUAAUAGCAAACGAUUGCUACAAAAUCGGGGAGUUCUGGUAUGCGGCUAAAGCAUUCGACAUGCUGGACAGGUUGGAGCCCAACCCGGAGUUCUGGGAGGGGAAGAGGGGGGCCAUAGUGGGGGUCUUCCAGAUGGUGAUCGCCAAAAAGUUCUCCGUUGAGGGGUUGGGGGACAUCCUGCAGCUAUUAAGGGGCAGUUCCACAGCGCAAGCCGAGAACAUUGCCAGGGUUAUCAGGAGGUGGGCCAAGGAGCAGAGGCUACCAAUCGCUUAA